AGAAAAGAGAGAGAGAGAGAGUUUCCUGGAUUUAUACAUACAUACAAAAAAUCAAACUAAAGACAGAUGGAGAAAAAAUGGAGCGUGGCUAUGAUGGUGUUCGUUUUGGUGGUGAUGGCGGCCACGGGAGGAGAAGCGUUCAAUCACUUAUGCACAUUUAAAUGUUGUAUUCUCUGCCACGAUAUUGAGUUCAAAACACCCUGCUUCAAACUAUGUAUGGCCGACUGCCAACAAAAAGCUACAAAUAUCCUUCACUCAACCAAAAACUCGCAGAUGAAGACUGGAGAGGUGGAAGAAAUGAGAGGAAAAAGAUAGUUCUAAGAUGGGGUUUUUGCUUUUUGUCUACAUGUAAACGAAAAUUUAUGAAGAAAAAAAAACAAUAAUAUGAUAAGUAAGAUUUAACAAGAUAUUUGGAGAAUAUAUACAUUGCAUCUAUUGACAUGCAAGAAAAUAAUUAUUUGUUGGAAAG
Molecule: messenger RNA, 469 nt
Organism: Brassica oleracea var. oleracea
Lineage: Eukaryota; Viridiplantae; Streptophyta; Magnoliopsida; Brassicales; Brassicaceae
Exons: 2
Coding region: 67-315 (82 amino acids)
Source: RefSeq, a predicted model, not a curated record